AGUUUUAUUUGCUGGCAUCGGUGUCGUUCCUUCACUUACUCAUGAUCUUGGGGGCUGCGCAUCCUACACGCAGCGUGUACAUUCGUACACGAAUCGAAUCUAAUCAAAUCGUUCUUAAUCGAAUCUCAGCGAUCGCUAUCGAAUCUUUUCUCUCUCUACUCUUGGUUUACAAUCGAAUCAUCUUUCUCAUUUCUCUUUUUCCACUCCCUCCCUCCCUUCUUUCUGGUAAUCCAUUCACACUCGCCCCUAGCGGCGUCGAACGCACAGCCUAUCUUCCUUCAGAUUCUAUCUCAAAUGGUCAUUUGAUAUUCAUCUUCGUGCGAUUCGAUGCCGCUAGUGGGCUAGUCUGGAUGGCUAACCCGCUAGCAAAAUAAACUCUCGCUCUGAUUGGCAGCACCUGGACUCUCGUCCUCAAUUUCAAAUUAUUAUUAACUACGACAGGCGAAGUGCUUGUAUAAGUUGCCUAAAUUUGUUCCACUGUUGCUGUUCUUAAUCCUGCUCGCAACUUUUUACCUUGCAAUUGCAUAUUGUGACUUUUUCGUAAAUGUAUUUGUAUUCUGGAAAACAAGAGACAGAGGUUUGCUUCUUUGGAUAUCGCAACUACUUAGGUAGAUAGCACGAUCUCCUGAAGAUAGUGAUAGAGAUAGACCAGAAAGAUAAACAACUAUUAGAAACAAAAGAACUAGAACUGAAUGCCAAGAGCAAAAAAUGCCGUCGUUAACAUGCCGGCCAUGGGAAAGUUGGGCGUGUGGCGAUGAUCCUGAGCAUCUCUCGGAUCUUGCCGAACAAGGAGUUCAGGACAGCGGUUUUUUGACUUUGAGUUUGAUGAAGAACCGUGUAUUAGGAUCCAGUGCAACUACUUCGACAUCUGAUAGAGGAGCCACAACAUCAGCAUGUAGAUACGACCUACAGAAAGACAAGGAAUGCGAAGGUAACGAGAAAUGUAUCCUGUCGGAGCAUGCUGCUAACAAUCGUGCUCGGGGUAGACGACGCGGCGGCUUUGUCGCAACUUCCUUCCUUGGCGCCUAUUGUGUGAUAAUGAUCUUCGACACCAGCUUUCAACAUGGCCGAGCUGUGAGAAUGAAGCCGACCUUCGGAAGGACCAUGAUUGCGAAAAAGAGCGACGUGGCACUUAGUCAUGAAGAUAGCGAACAAGCCUAUCGCGACGAGAAUAGAAGAAAUUCAAAAAGUAAAAGUGGUGGAAGCAACAGCAGGAAUACUCCUGCGUCGAAGACUACAGUAAGUGAUGGAAGCGGACGGGGAGACGCUUCGAGAUUUCCGAUUUUUACCGUGCAAGACGUGGCCCACGCCCAUCUCAAUCUCUCAAAAGAGGUUGCGCUUAGUAAGAAUAAAAGUACUGAUGUGAAGACAAUGUCCGAGACAAGAAACACAGAAGGAGCAAGCGCAUGCGUGCCGCGCGUCGCUGCACUGUAUAAUGGAAAUGGUAGUGCUGGCGGCGACGAAAACAGCAUGAUGAUGUAUCAACAUCAAGAGCACCAACACUACGAUGGAUUUUCGCAGUCGAUGAAAUACUAUCAUACGCCUGACGCGGUAACACAAAGUGGCGUAUCUUCGCCCUACGUUGAUAAUUGCGAAACAGCACCUCAUAUUCUGCAACCGCAACCAGACGAGAACGGAUAUAAUCAAUCUUCUAGUAAGGAUGUAUCCAGUGCCAUGCGCGGACAUCCAUCUGCUUGUAAGGGUAAAAAAGGACAUGGUACGCAUCUUGAUAUCAUCUCUCCUCCUGCUACAGCUAGCAACGAGGGGGCUAAACCAGGAACAUCAAGUACCACUGCAUUUUCUGAGAAGGGCGAGGAGAGCAGAACGACGAAAUCAUCGGGGGAAGCAAGUUGUGGUGCAUCAACGUCGUUCAUGGCAGGUUUAUUUGGAUGUGGACAUGAUUCUGCAAUCCCUUUCGCUGAUCAACAUCCAAUGCCAAGUUCGCCAGCUCCUUACAAUUCGUGGUCGGCUCCUUUUUCUCCUGGUGCUGUGUCGCAUAGCUCAGCCACGUGGUCUGCGUCUGGCGGACAAGCGUCAGCCAUGGAUGCGCAGGCCGCGAUGAACAUGGCUGCCGCUUCAGGUGCGAUGGUCUACUACAUUCCGCCAGGUGCAGCCCUGACGUGGGGGCAGACGUACAACUGGUCAGGAGGUGGUAGUGGCACAGGUACUGCGCCUGCAGGAGGUGGAGCCUGGACGAGAAGUAAGGCGCAGCCCUUUAUGGAGGAGACGCCAGUCUCAGAAAGCAUUGGAGAACGCAGAAGCUGGGGAAUUAAUGAACCCAAGAAAGACAAAGAGGACGCGGAUCUGCAGUCCGCUUCUUGUGAACAAGGAGGCUCUUCGCUGACAAAACUGGACCCGCAAGCUGCCCCGUAUCUUGGCCAGCAGUCUUUUCUACCGAAUGCAGCACAACAUCAGACCUCCUCGCAAGGUGCUUCGGAAACAUCAUCUCCGCAAUCUUCCGCUAAUGUGUUCUAUUGCUACUACGUUCCACCAUCGCCUGCAGCAGGUGGUGGGAUGAUAUCGCCGGGGUCGCAGCACGCGCAACAGGCUCAGCAACUACCAAGUAUUCUUGGAGGCGGCUUCUAUGGAAACGGGAUGACUUUACCCUGUGGAGGGACCUAUACGGAGUACCCGGCUGGAUGCGGCGGCAACUUCGGGAACGAAGGCUCCUCUAGCGAAAUGGGGAAGCAUCUUCACAGUCCGCAGGGAGGAUCGCCGGAAAAACGAGUCGCUGUCGUUAAGGAAGCCCAAGAAUAUGUCGGAAAGGCAGGUGCACCAAACGAAUCUGAGUAUCCUGCGGCGACGCCCGGCAUGAGAGAGGCAGACUAUAGUCAGUCUCAGGCAAGGGACACCUCUCAGUCGCACGCGCCACAAAAGGGAAUCUGCUUGGCCUCAGCAAUAGGGAGAGCGACAUCAAGUACGAGUGGUGGAAGCGGCUCAGUUGCAAAAGACCCUAGUAGACCGGGAGCCAUACCAGGCCCAUCUCGAGUGCGACAUGUUCCAACUCUGUCGGUAGCCGAAGUUGUAAACAAAAUGGCUCAGCAAGUUGCGGCUCGCAACGGAAAGAUUCGAUCAGCGCAAGCCGUCUACAAUUGGAACCCACUGGGCCGCAGCUCCUCGUCCCCUGCUUCCGCAAACACGGCUCGCGAGGUCGUCUGGGACACUGCCCAGAAGUGGCUGUCAGACCACACGAUCCGAAAAAUUGAGGUCGUCACAGGAAAAUGGACACUACGAGGGCUCACGUGGAACUUGCUAGAACAGAUGUACCAGACGACAUUUGUGGAAAAUCACAGUGCUGGUUCUACUGUGACAUCGGUCGUGUCGCAUCUAGGAUCUGACGCGAAGGGUGUGGCGAAGUCAACAGCGUCCGGCGUCACCGUCACAGGAGGCCUCUUUCUGCCAUUUCGCAGUGGGGCGCCGCCUGGUAGUACCGCGACCAAAGGCGCAGGAACCCUAUCUGGAGAAACGUCGAACCUCAGUUCCAAAAGUGGAGACUCGAUGCUGUCAGAGUCGAAAGAGUCAUCGUCGAUGCAAAGCGCAGCAGCUGGAGGGAUGAACAGUGAUCCAGCACGGCUGCCUUCCACCCUACCCGAACCAGUGAAGUCGAACAGCCCGUGGCCGCUGCCGCAGAAGCUAGGCAUUUCGUACCGAAUCGAGCAUUCGCAUCAUUGGAAGAACCGGAAGAUGGAACAGCUGGAGAGGCUGAUACAGACGAUGAAUCCUUCUACGCGGGAAACGGGAGAGCCUCCUUUGGAUUUCGCACUGCUCCAAGAAUGCGACUUUUUGCGCCUGCAGUCCGCACAUAACACUUGGAAGGCAUCAGCGGCAGCAUCGCAGCAAGCAAUGCAUGACCAGCAGGCAGGACCAAGUAAGGGGUCUGCGACACAUCGGCAUGGUGGCAAAGCGGUGGGAGAGGUGGCUGCGGGUACUUCUGGAGGUGCAGGAACAGGCAAACCUCAUGAACGACAGAAAAUUCGUCGCACCCAAGUGGUCGAUGGCGGUCAAAUUAGCAGUGAAGCAAUGAAAUACGCGAUGUGGGAGGUUCGAGAGGCUUGGAAAAACACGCUGAAGAAAAACGGACUGGAAUUCCUGGAAGUUGGAUUGGCUCAAUAUCAAGACCACCGAAAAGAUUUCCUCGAACGCAUCGACAAAAUUUUAUGGUUUUCUAGUACGAGUGCUAUUUGACCUAGUAGUUGUAUUUGAAUCUGAUGAACAUAUCUCCUCUCCUAACAAUGCUGUAGUUUUUUUAGUUUGAUGCCAGUUGUUCACCAUCAACAAGUGUAACGUCCAUAGUUAGAGGACCUGUUCCAGCAUCUUCAACCAUCACUUUCAUAACCACAGUCGGGUCUUCUCGUGGACGAUGUGCAGAUGGAGAAGAGCAGCACACAGGAUUUGAUGAUCGUCUAUCGCACAUCAACCUUGGAGCCUCUCCCAACGGGCUAUCGUGAUGCAUUCAGUGAUGGGAAUUGGCCUGAUAUGUGGCACAGUGACCGCAAGCUCGAGCCUCUUGAAGUGCCGUCGUCUUCAUCCACAUCCAGGUAUUCACAUAUUACUUUUGACUGGAUAUUAGCUUGCGAAUACAUAGUUUUUUCUUGUCGUUGAGACUGAUCUUAAGAAGGUGAUUAAGUGAGAACACCGACAGUCUUUGGGCUCGAGCAACUACGAGGCAGAAUGUGGUAGCUCCAGUUGAUUCUAAUCGAAAACUUAUCGUCUGUAAUAGUUGUACUGUUGUCGUCCAUCAACAUCAAGAAUCAUGUCAUGUAAGUAUGCUUCCGGUAUUUGGUAACCUGAAAUUGAUCAUAAGGGAAAACAAGAAGAGAACCCUUGCGAUCAAAUUCAGGUUACCAAAUACCGGAACCAUUCAUGUCAAUUAUUUCAUUGCGACUCCAAGGUCGUGGCAUUAUCCAUUGCAGAGGCGUGCUGCCGGGGCGACGUUUAGGGUACUGCAGACCCACCCGAAUUCCGGCGAAGGCGAGUCGUUGGUGGAACUUGUGUCUUUGCAUCUACGGUACGCUGCUGCCGACGAGAAUGCAGUGCUUAUCCGGCGUCGGCAGGAAGAAAAUACCAAACGUGGGAUUGCCACGAUUCUGGGAGGUGACACUAACAACUUGCUUCUGCCAGGGUCGACGGGGACGGCGAAUGUAGCAACAUCCUUGGCACGCGCCGCUGCCAUAAUUCCUCAAGAAAAGGAGCAAAAUACUAGAGGAGUAGCAGAAACAAAAAUGCGAGAACAAGCGGAAUCUGAACCAGCCAGAAGAUCUCGACGAAGUACGGCUGAUGACGAGGAGGAAAAGAAAGGUAAUUCGCAGGACGGAGCACCGAAAGCUUCAGCGUCAUCUUUUAUUUUUUUCCAUAGGACUACAUGCUGCCUCUCUUCUACUUAAUCAAUUAAAUAAUUACUCAGCUGCAGGUGCCAGCGCAGAGGCAGACGUCGACCGAAGUAGUGCGACUAACAACAAUAUAUCGACGGUCGAGAGUGGCUCUUCUUCCGCAACUGCCCCCGCAACGAAAAGUCGCUCUUCAGGUCACUUGAUCCAGCUUGACGAGUACAUGCAAAUCUACGGCUCCGGAAGAGAGAAACUCCUGCAAGAGGUAGAACAAAUAACCGCGCCUGUUGUGGGGGGUGGCGAAGGCAGAGGAGAAGAGAGCGAGGACAAAGCUCAUGAGGAGGAGCGUGCAUCCUCGCCUCAGAAAUUUCGUUGUGGCGUUGUCGUUGACGCACAAGAAUUAGAAGAGACGCCGAGUUUUAGUGAGCAGGAGCGACGCAGCCGCAGUUCUGCUUGCGAAGAUGCCUCUAGCAUAACGCAGAUUGUGGGUUCACGGAUUUCUUCCGCCGAAAGUUGUGACGCAGUAGAGCCAUCCUCGAUUUCCGAUCCGUGUGGAGGUUUGAAAUUGAGUCGGACAAUUUCCCCGACCUCCGCGACGACGGCGACGCGCACGCCCCGCGGGAGCAGCAUUGCUGGCGACGGUAAGAUGUCGAGUAGGGAUUCCUCUCCCGCAGUCGACUUUUUCAACGGCGGCUUGACACCACGCCCAGAUCUUUGUAACUAUCGUGACAUAGAAGUAGAAGCAGAACAAGGGCGACGACAGCGUGCCGCACAAGCGUGUGCAGAAGACGUCAUGACAGAAAUAUAUGACGCGCGGCACUCACCGGAACAAAUACUGGAAGUGGUCCAACAAGGUGAUAUUCCUGAAGAAGAACUCAGCUGGCUGGGGAUGGGUAGCAGUAGUUCUAGUAGUUUUCCGGCACUCGCGAAAGCUAAUAUUACAUUAACAGAUGCAUCAAAAAAUUCAGCACGUUUGAGUAGAAAGAGCAUUGUGAAGCAAACUACUAAUUCGUCCAGUACAUGUACGAAUCCAACUAUGAUGUUAGGCGAUGCAACUGGUAAUAUCACAGUUGCAGAAGGGACCAUGACGAUGACAGGCGAUCAUACUAUUCCAAACGAUGGAGCGGGGGCGAUUGAAAUCGUGAUGAACAUUGAAGAGAUUCAUCAGCCAGAGAUGAACAUUAUGUGUGCAGAAGACCAAGCUCAUGCCGCGAGAGUCAGAGAGGCUCGCAGACCUGAUCCCGAAAAGAGCUAUGCGGCGGCAUUGUUAACCUCGAAGUUAGGGAGCAAGACGACCGCAACAGUUGUCCCGAUGAUUACUCCUACAGUUUUGAGAACCUCAAAAUCAAAAUCGCCUUUCGCGAAACAAGCGAAACUCUCAAUAAAAGGCACUACACAGCUCACCAGCCAAGGAGGAGCAGACCUUACAGAAGAGGAGUUUCCGGCUUUAUCGCUAAGCAGCGUGGCGGUGCUGACAAAAGCUGCGUCCAAGCGAGCAGGAUACGAAAAGCAAGCAACCGGAGGAGCACGAGAAUCAGCAGGUCAAGCACAGCAGUUCCUAGGGAGGGCAGUGUCUACACCAAGCGGUUCGCCAACUACUGCAGAAACCUCCGCUACGGCUACGUCGACAAUGAAUGGCACAAGAGGUGGAAAGUCGUGCACAAUUUUACGUAUUGUUCCGUCCGACUUGGUCACGCAAGGCGAAGAUGAUGGUAGCGUAGGGGACGCGUCAUGGCAACUCUCAUCCGCAGCGCAAAGGAAACUACGACGCAAAGCCGCAAAGCAAAAUCGGACAGCUGCUAACUGUACCAGCGAACCUGGUUCUUCUCCAACUUAUGUAUUGGAUGUAGCACGAGCAGAGACAAAGACAAUGGAGCAACGGCUAAAUACAUCGGACUCGAUCAGCCCGCCAUUAUGUGAUGCGACCGAUUUCAUACGCGGAGUGGGCGCAGAGGAGAGAAAGACAAGUGGACGGAGUGCUGAAGAUACCAAGGCGCAAAACGUAGAAGAUGAACGGGAAGGCCACGCCUGCUUACCACAAACUGGAACAACGAGAAUCCAGGACGCUGCUACAACGACGGAAGCGGCACCGAAGAUCCUACUUGAGAGUCAAGCUUCUUCGAGGGAUAGAAAUGGUCCAACAACUACCUGCAGGAGCAUAACAGCAUCACCAGCUGUUGUAGCGCCCGUGAAACGUCGUAUGCGUGAGUCAGCGAUUAUGGCGCUGCCAUUAGAGUAUGACGUCUUUUUUGUUGCACCAGCCUCAGGUGACAGUGAUAUCGGGGUUCGCAACCUUGGAGGCGAAUACUGGGACAUAGAUCAGACGUCUGGCUUGCUCACGAAGAAAUACGAGUCGCCUGAAAACUACAUGCGUAGGAGCGAACUGGGAAAACCAUUCGAGAACGGGCUUCCGCGAGCCAUGAGGGUCCAGCAACUCGCCGGUACGCAGUCAGGUUCCGGAGGAAGGUGGCCGUGA
Amoebophrya sp. A25 is the source of this 7803-nucleotide messenger RNA. Lineage: Eukaryota; Dinophyceae; Syndiniales; Amoebophryaceae. The record is from the annotation of a GenBank genome assembly.